This is a messenger RNA of Exaiptasia diaphana, 2588 nucleotides long. RefSeq names its product N-acetylaspartate synthetase. Gene Ontology annotation, molecular function: N-acetyltransferase activity. The record is from RefSeq and is a predicted model, not a curated record. Bases 844 to 1512 code for a protein of 222 amino acids. NCBI's taxonomy places the organism in Eukaryota, Metazoa, Cnidaria, Anthozoa, Actiniaria, Aiptasiidae. The transcript has a single exon.
CGAUCACUGUUUAGCAACAUAAGCUUAUUUAAUAAUAGUUCAGAGAGGAGAGAGACAUCGAAAUUUAUCGCCGAUCGCCCGGUAUUCUUCUACAUCGGAGCACUUAUUUGCUUACUUAUAAGUUAUUCGUUCUCAAUAUGCAAGGCGGUUUUAUAGUAAAUUUCUCCACUUUGAUAGCUGACCUKAAGGUCCAAUGCGGAUAUUCACAACCAUUUCCUUGAAAUCUUAUUUUCUAUGUAAAGCUUAAGGUUCUGUUGAAGUUCGGCCGAAGUUCAUCAACAACAAUUUACUCGAGAUCGAAGCCUUCAAGUACGUUUUAAGCUUCAAGUACGUUUUCCCUGACUCUUUCUAACUUUUGACACACACUUGAAGCGGAAAAAGGUUAAAACCUUCUUUCAAUUUGCACAAUGUCUCUGCCGUUGGCGCGGAAGGUCGGGGGUUCGAGCUACGUCGGGUACAUGAAUUUCUUUCGGUUCAAAAAGAAAAAGAAAAAGAAACAGAUAGACAGUGAAGAUAAAGUUCAACUAAUUAACAAGUCAAAAUAUAGCAGUUGCUAAGGCAACCGAGUUUACAGGAAAGUGUGUGAGUGACACACAUCGUCCCCCUCCAAUAACUCUUCGAUUGCUUACGCAAUCUCCGAGUUAAAAAUAAAACUGCGAAAAUUAAUUGAAUGCUCGCGAUUAAUGCUCCCCAUUCUCUCUCGGCCCCCCAGAAGGGACGCCUGUUUAUAGCAGCCUACUGCGAGGGAGGCUACCUUGCCAGACAAGGCACCUUGCCACAAAACGUUUCCUGACCUUUGCAAUCGAUUUGAAUGUGUACAUUCAAGUACAUUUUUUGAUUGAAAUGGAUAAGUUGGAAGUAGAAGUGCGUCCCUUUGAGCCAAAUGACAAAUACGAGUGUCAUAGACUAUUUCGCACAGGUAUGAUGGARKUAAUCCCGUAUGKGUAUGCGAUCGAAAUCARGGGAUACCUAAAGUGUGCACUCUUCUUGGUCCCUGUUCUUGCUUUAACAUUUACGUGGUCAUUGCUCAAUGUUAUCGUGCUUCUAUGCUUAUGUGCAAUCAUAGCUGCUUUGCUUUACGUUCGUAUUUAUAAUGGAAUGGUGAGAUACAUUGAUCACUCCAUAUCUGACGAUUUACAAGACAUUGCUAAAGUUUAUCAAGAUGGUUCGUGUAUGUUUGUAGCCGUCCUUGAUGGAGCUGUUGUUGGUWUGGCUGCUAUUUUGCAUGAUGAUAACCAACACAAGCCAGGCCAAGCGGAGAUUCUUCGAAUGUCUGUAAACGCAUCGUUACGUAAGCGAGGAAUAGCAUCGAAAUUAUUAAAGGCCAUUGAAAACUUCUGCAACGACAACAACUACACAAAUCUAACUCUUAUAACGUCAACUGGUCAGUAUGCUGCCAUGGCCCUGUACGAAAAGAAUGGCUUUAAGGAGAUACGAAGAUAUAAACCGGGUUUUUUCGUAAUUUUUUUUAAGUUCGUUGCAUACGAAAAAGUGUUGACUCAAAGAAUUUAAAUAAGCAAUCAUACCAGACAUUUUUUACCGAACGUGAACAGGCAUAUCCUUCGUCUCAUUGUUUGCGUGACAAUUUAGACUAUCUACCUUAUUCGUACUAAUUUUCGCGAGGCUUUAUUAAUUUCGCGAUUUAAAAUUAAACGCGCGAUUUAAUACACGUUAUGUUUGCAAAUCGAUUAUUGUUUAAGUAGUCAUUCAAUACUGAAAAGGAUUUUUAAGGUCUGUCUGUCCACCUAUUUUCAACUUUCGCGAAAUUUUAAAAUCGCGAAUUAAUGCUCGCGAAAUAUUUGUGUUCAAAAUUCGAGAGAUUCCAGUGCUCUCGAAAAUUAGUACGAAUGAGGUUAUAUUCUAGUCAUAGCCAUCAAAUUCUUCACGGGUCCCCCAUAUAUAUCAUUCUUCAGGGGCCAUCCAAACAAAACGCAGGUCCAAUGCAAAUCAUUUCAGGAUUUUAUUUAGUGCCUGCUCCAUUUUUUAAAGCUUAUUUGCUUUGUCUGAAUUAUCAAGUGGGGGGGGGAGGGGAGAGAUGGAGAGGGGGGGUUGGUUUGCAUUAAUGCAAGAGAACCUGCUAAGUACUGAUGCAGGCUUAUAUGCUGUGAAAUGACACGUUAUGAUACGAUUAGAGUCAUUUUCAUGCGUCUUUGAAACAAUUUAUGACUAGUCAGUGUUUAUUAGUAAAUAUUAGGAUGUAGUAAGCUACCAAAAGGCAAACUUUGUCACAUGUUAAACUUUUGGAAGCUAACAGGGGGUAAUAGUAUUUAAUAGUGCAAUUCCUAUUUCACAGACGGAUGGAAAUGACUCUAUGAUAAGCACAGGCCUUGACUGGGUCAAAACGUGGUGUGGUGCUUUAGUCAAUAGUUUAGUUUAACUUUGCUUUAUUUGUAUGACCUAUUUGCUUAGGGGCUUAGGCCAUCUUCAUAUAUAUUUUUUGUUUCCCAUCGCUUAGCAUCUCCUAUUGGGUGGAUAGCACUGUCUGAAAAAUAAAUAAAAAAUGAAUGUGUCUAAUAUAGAAUUUAAAAUCACCAUAAAACGCCUUUGUAAACAUCGGGAGCCUACCAAAUAAAGAAAUUUGUUAAGUA